GAUGACCGAUACGUCUAAAAUUAGACAAGAAAAAGGGAUUUCUUUUUACGUGGGGAAAAAGGUUUUUUAUCAAGAUUACAUUACAACACACAAGAAAAGCAAGCAUCAGCAGUAUAACAUUUGGGUCGGUCUAAAUUCCAAUAAACCCCCAAAUCCAAAAUCAAAUCAAAUCAAACCCUUCUCCCAAAUCCAAAUUGACCCCUAAAUCCCAUCUGGGUCAUCACCGUUUCAACUAUACCCACUGAUCUACACAAGUUUCUUCAUUCUUCAACAUUAAUCAGAGAUGGAGGGUGGUGGGUUUUUGUCUGAAGCAGAGAAGCAAACAAUGGUGUCCACUUUUCUUGAAAUUACUUCUGCUCACACCUCUGAAUCCGCUACACAGUUCUUGCAGGCGACAGGCUGGAAGCUCGAAGAAGCUAUUCAAUUGUAUUAUGUACAAAUGGAAUCCGGUGGUGCUUCCUCAUCUCCGUACAUUCCGCCACAAGAUAACGAAGCGUUACCGUCGGAUCAAAAUUUAGGAGUGGCGGAAAAUGAAGCGGGAAUCGAAAAUGUUGUAGACAAUGAUGGAAGCGAGGUUCGUGCACCUCUACCAGUUAAAAGAGACGUUCUAUACGACACAUCAAUACUUCACAGAGGAUCAAGAUUGGGCGUGUCUCCACAUGAACCUCGUGCAACGGUUCCCUUUCGUAAUUUUGACGAGGAAUUAAAACGGCCCGGAGUCUGGGGAGCCGUUCCAGGUUCCACAUCAGCCGCACAACCUUCUCGAGAGAAUCUUGCUUCAAUGUACCGUCCUCCUUUUGCUUUGAUGUUCCAAGGACCAUUUGAAAAGGCAAAAGAAGCUGCUAACAGGCACGACAGAUGGCUCAUAGUGAACGUGCAAUCUACAAGGGAAUUCAGCUCACAUACGCUUAACCGUGAUACUUGGGCUAAUGAGGCUGUUGCUCAAACAAUCAGCUCUAAUUUCAUUUUCUGGCAGGUAUUUGAUGACGUUGAAGAGGGCAGCAAGAUAAUUACAUACUACAAGUUGGAUUCGGUUCCCGUUACUCUUGUAAUCGACCCUAUCACGGGUCAAAAAAUGCGCUUAUGGCGUGGAAUGAUCCAACCAGAAAGUUUAUUGGAGGAUUUAUUACAAUUUUUGGAUGCUAGCCCGAAGGAUCAUCAUCUCAGCUUGUCGCAAAAACGUCCAAAAGAGAGUUCUCACUCUUCGCCUCCCAAAAUCCAGGAUGAAACAAAUGAAGAAGAUGAUGAAAUGAAACUGGCAUGUGCGUUAUCGAUGGAAGGUAGCGGUGAUGGGGUUUUAAAAGACUCGGGUGCCGAUAAAGAGGUCCCGCAGAAAGAAAAACAUGAUUAUCCACCAUUGCCUGAAGAGCCCAAAAGUGGCGGAAGCUCAGUUUGUCGGGUCGGGGUCCGCCUUCCAGACGGACGAAGGGUUCAAAGGAAUUUCUUUCGCUCUGAUCCAAUUCAGUUGCUGUGGUCAUUCUGUGCUGCAAACUGUGGUAAUGAGAAGCCAUUCCGGUUGACUCAUGCGAUUCCGGGGGCUGUGAAAGACUUGGAUUACGACAGCAAGUUAACGUUUGAAGAAUCCGGUGUGGCGAAUUCGAUGAUUUCGGUUACUUGGUUGUGAAGGGUUGGACUGCUGCAACAAUGUGUGUGUUGGUACCUGCAAAUGUUGUUUUUUUCUGCUUUUGGAUCGUUUUUUUUUUUCUAGUAUGUGUAUAAUACACCUGUUGGGUUACUAAUUAUGACUCAAAGAUGAAAAUGGUCUAAAUUAUGAACCUUUUGUAGAUC
Messenger RNA from Helianthus annuus (common sunflower), 1788 nucleotides. RefSeq names its product plant UBX domain-containing protein 7. The transcript is spliced from 10 exons. The coding region runs from base 284 to 1624 and encodes 446 amino acids. Gene Ontology annotation, biological process: proteasome-mediated ubiquitin-dependent protein catabolic process. Lineage: Eukaryota; Viridiplantae; Streptophyta; Magnoliopsida; Asterales; Asteraceae. The record is from RefSeq and is a predicted model, not a curated record. Gene Ontology annotation, cellular component: nucleus. Gene Ontology annotation, molecular function: ubiquitin binding.